AUGAUAUCCAGGCGAACUCCAGCAAAAGUGCGCGCGGCGUACACCCAAGGCUCCCUUCGAACUCCUAGCCAUGGGUUCUUGAAAUCCUCACCGUUACAGAGCUGCAGAUUUCAAAACCGAAGAGCUCUCUCGACAGCAUCAUCUCACAAGACACCAGGCCUUCUAUUAGCCAACCACCCACAAGCAUCGGGCGACCUCGCACAUUCAUCACGCGGCAAUAGUAAACGAUGCAACUCCUCGGUGGUCGAUCCCCCACCUCCGUCUCAAAAAGAAGAAUUAUACCGACUCCUCGAUAAGAUAUACACCCAGCAUGAAGAAUUGGUUCAGCAACUUGACGAACUCGAACUUGAGGAUUUACCUCAAUCGGCAACAGCAGAAGACCUAGACCUGCUAAAAUCUAUCGGUUCGAUUGUUGGAUACCGGAGUCAGGAGGCAUUGGACGCUAGUGUUAGAGCAGCAUGGGAGCAAUAUGGCGUGUACUUACCACCUGAUGAGCUACACGAAGACGGACUCAAGCUAUACAGACGUUUAUACGGAGAGCCGGUAUUCACAAAACCGGGAGACCAGAGAGAGGAUGACCAGAUAUUUCGAGAAGGCAAGGAUGGCGAAUGGAUAGAAGUGGAGAUGGGACGGGAUCAUCAACGUGCUGAGGCGCAAGUUCCAAAAAGUGAGCAUUUGGUGCUUGAACCUGAGGAAGAUGAUGGUGAGCUAGCUAUCCAAGGAGCGGAUAAGUCUCGCCAAGUAGCAGCAAAUCGUGCGGCAGAGUUAUUCACCGAAACCCCGACAUUCGACAGCGAAGACCCCUACGUUCGAUCACAUUUCCUCGCAGACGAGGGUAAAUUUGGAACUACCCCGAGUAGCGUUACACUUCCUGUAUCCACUAUGGCGAGGCCCAUCACUCAAAUGAACGCCGCAUUUCCAAAUAAACACAUAUCCGAAACCGCCCAUAGAAUAUUCGGAGGAAGCGAACUGCCGGACGCCAUUAGUGUACAAAAAGGUGUACCAAGAAAUCCAAUUCCUUUUGCCGCUUCACAUAAGAACAUGGGUCAAAUAGAGAGCGCUCUGUUCAUGUCCGUCCUAUAUCCUGGAAUUUACGCGUCGGUUCUAAGUGCCCUGGUGGAGGCUCGGAAAAGGCUUGGGACAAAAUGGAUCCGUAACCUUAUGUGCAAAGAAGGGGGACCAAGCAUCCUUGACGCAGGCGGUGCUGGUGCCGGCGUAUUUGCAUGGAGAGAAAUUUUGGCAUCGGAAUGGUCACUGAUGUACCCGAAUCACCCAGAGGGCACCUUGCCAAUGGGCAAAUCCACCGUCUUAGUGGGGUCUGAUGCGUUGCGCCAUCGCAUCAGCAGCAUUCUAGAAAACACCACAUUCCUCCCACGGUUACCUGACUAUCUACGUCUCAAAGGAGAAUCGUCUCUGGGUCCUAACAAACCUGGAAAUCGAAAAAAUUUCGAUAUAAUAGUUGCCCCUCAUGCGUUGUUGCAUUUCCAAGAGGAUUACCAACGGAGAGAUUACGUUCAAAAUCUCUGGGCAAUGUUAAACCCCGAAGGUGGUAUUCUUAUACUUCUUGAAAAGGGCCAUAAGGACGGUUUUGCGGCUAUUGCGGGGGCCAGAGCGAUGAUACUCGAGCGACUAGUAACUUCUCCCGAGACGGCAGACUCUGUUGAUGCGAACGAAGAGGCACUGGAGGGCUUGGUUGAGAAAAGCAAAGGCAUGAUAAUUGCACCAUGCACUACGCAUUCCAAGUGCCCUAUGUACAUCGACGCUGGAAGAGAGAAACGGCCGAGAGAGAUUUGCCGAUUUGCACAACGUUAUGUUCGGCCGCAUGUCUUGCAGCGUAUCUUGGGAAACCCAUCUCAUAACCAUGAAGAUGCAGAGUUCAGCUACCUUGCUGUUCAGCGUGGUGUUGAUUUGAGAGAAACUAAAGGCGUGGCCCAAGGUGAAAUCGCGACAAAUGCCGCAUUCGCUGGCCAUGAAAAUGCCGUCGACAUGGGAGAAACCAACCAGGAGGCCACCCACUCUCUCUCAUGGCCACGACUCAUUCUACCUCCUAUUAAACGAAAAGGCCACGUCUCGAUGGAUGUGUGUACCCCUGAGGGCAAAAUAGAGCGCUGGACUGUCCCCCGUUCGUUUAGCAAGCAAGCAUAUCGAGAUGCUCGCAAAUCCGCAUGGGGAGAUCUAUGGGCACUAGGCGCCAAAACCCGUAUUCAUCGUCCAGCCCGCAGCCGUUAUGCAGACGAAGCUGCUCCUACAAAAACCAAACAGAUCAAACCACGCACAGAGCGAAGGCGGAAACGUGGCAAGCUUGAUGAAGACGAGGAGGAACCUGUUUUGGAUGAGGAAGAAGAGACGGAUAAACUCGCCGAGAGGGUAUUGGAUUACCAAGACCGUCGAAUAGACCCGAAAUCGAAGAAAGCGAACAAGGUGCCGAGGUGGGCUAGGCAGAUGAAGGUUAAGCGCGACCGCAAAAUCGGCAAACAAGCUGGCAAUGUGUAG
This is a messenger RNA of Arthroderma uncinatum, 2493 nucleotides long. RefSeq names its product S-adenosylmethionine-dependent methyltransferase superfamily domain-containing protein. Bases 1 to 2493 code for a protein of 830 amino acids. Gene Ontology annotation, biological process: translation. The record is from RefSeq and is a predicted model, not a curated record. The transcript has a single exon. Gene Ontology annotation, cellular component: mitochondrial small ribosomal subunit. Lineage: Eukaryota; Fungi; Ascomycota; Eurotiomycetes; Onygenales; Arthrodermataceae. Gene Ontology annotation, molecular function: methyltransferase activity; structural constituent of ribosome.